Molecule: messenger RNA, 1620 nt
Organism: Poecile atricapillus (Black-capped chickadee)
Lineage: Eukaryota; Metazoa; Chordata; Aves; Passeriformes; Paridae
Gene: KCNK18
Product: potassium two pore domain channel subfamily K member 18
Exons: 5
Coding region: 1-1620 (539 amino acids)
Biological process (GO): potassium ion transmembrane transport; stabilization of membrane potential
Cellular component (GO): membrane
Molecular function (GO): potassium ion leak channel activity
Source: RefSeq, a predicted model, not a curated record
AUGCUAGAGAGGCUGGGCUGGGCCGGCUGCCGGAGGUGCCGGGUGUCGCUCGUGGCCGCGGUCCCUGCCCCGGUCCCCGCCGCGGGGUGCGGGACGCGCUGGGCGCUGCUCGGCCCGCGGGCUUCGAGCUCUCUCUGGCGGCAGCCCGGCGGAACUGGCGGCCGGACAGGGGCACCAGCAUCCCCCCGCCCUCCUUCUCCUGCUCCCCUGGCAAACUGCAGCCGUCUCUCCCGGCAAACACUGCUGAAGGUGGAUAAGGGGCGCGCCGAGCAUCCCCCCCGAGAGGUUUCCCGGCAGGUGCCACCCCUCGAUGAACUCCUGUUUCCUUCAAAAAUGAUUUCCUUGCCACACAAAUACCGUCUUCGGCUCAGGAAGUGUACGAACUGCAAAUUGCCUGAGGAAGAGCUGCAGAGUGCUGAUCCCUCACCUGCUCUCUCCAGAACACCUGGGAGACUGAAGCCUGCUGGCAUGCAGUUCCUCACUCACAAUUUCUGCCCCCUGGACAUGUUUCCUCAUGCCUGCUUCAUUGUGUCUCUUGUCAUCUAUGCUUUUCUUGGGGCUCUCAUGUUUUCCCACAUUGAAGGUACCCGGGAGGUCACUGUAAGUGAAGAAUACAGAGCAUUUCUGAAGAAUCUGAUGUCCCUCGCCAGAAACCUAUCAGAUAACGUGACAGAAAAUGAGAAGAUGUUUAAGAACAACAUCCGUGAGCUUUUCAACACAGCUGACCCAGACUGGUUUAUCAGUCCAGAAGACAGAUGGAGUUUCUUUGGGUCUCUCUUUUUUUGCUGCACAGUAUUCACAACUGUGGGUUAUGGGAAUACCUAUCCUGUGACACGGACUGGGAAGUAUCUCUGUAUGUUGUAUGCCUUAUUUGGGAUCCCUCUGAUGUUCUUGGUCCUGACAGACAUGGGGGACAUCCUUGCAACUGUCUUAUCCAAGUCUUACAACGAGUUCAGGAAAAUACAGUCAAAAAUUCUUGCCUCUAAACUCUGUUCAGGAUCCACAUGUAGCAAAAGGAAUGAACUGAAAUCCAGGGCACAGUCUAAAAUAGUCAUCAAUGAGCCCCUGACGAUCAUGGAAGUGCUGAGAAGUCAGUCAGGUAUGAAAAGGAGGAGGGUCAAAUACCGCAAUGUGGAACUUUUUGAGAUGUUAAUUGCCAGGGAGAAUGAAAACACACAACCAGCAAGAAAUAAAAGCAUGGAGAGAUGGAGCUCAUGUCCUGAACUAGCAAGGGAAAAGACAGUGUCCAGAGUAAUUGAGAAUUUUGACAAAAUAGGAAAAGAGUUAGAAAAAUUAGAUGUGCCCUUUGUAUUGAUGGUGCUCGUUAUCUUUGUGUACAUCUCCUGUGCAGCUGCUAUUCUUCCAAACUGGGAAAAAAAUAUGGAUUUUCAGGAAGCCUUUUAUUUCUGCUUUAUCACUUUGACCACUAUUGGAUUUGGAGAUACAAAACUAGAACAUCCCAAGUUUUUCUUGUUUUUUUCCCUCUACAUUAUGAUUGGCAUGGAAAUUGUCUUCAUUGCUUUUAAGCUGGGCCAAGACCGCUUAAUCGUGCUGUAUAAAAAGGUGAUUUCAUUUUGUGCAGAGAAAAAUAUGCCAUCAAAGAAGAUAUAUCCAAAAUAA